Phlebotomus argentipes is the source of this 853-nucleotide messenger RNA. RefSeq lists its product as uncharacterized. The coding region runs from base 214 to 840 and encodes 208 amino acids. The record is from RefSeq and is a predicted model, not a curated record. Lineage: Eukaryota; Metazoa; Arthropoda; Insecta; Diptera; Psychodidae. The transcript is spliced from 2 exons.
GAGAUAAAGAGAGAGAGAGAGUUACAUUACUUCAGCACCACCCUGUGCAAAAUGCCGCUCACAUACACACUCUUUAGAUUCAUUCGUGGAUUAUGGGUCAGAGACGGAUGAGCGCGCGAGAAUCAUCGCUCAAGCGCUUCGUUUGCACGAAGUCGCCCCGAAUGGCGACCCACAGCGCACCCUUGUGACUAUCACACGCAGUAGUGUGACAAGAUGAGUGACGCCAGGAGGAGAACCGAAUGGAACGAUGCCGCUAAUGAGACUUUUAUCGAUAUCUGGACGGAUUUCAAGCCUAUAUUUCGACGAAAAAGAGUUCACAAGCAGAUCUAUGACAAAUUCCGCGCAACAUUGGCACGCCACGGAGUGCGAAAGACUGUGUCUGAGAUCAAAUCGAAGAUGAAGAACCUCCGGAAGAGAUACAGGCAGGAAAAUGAAUGGUACAGUCACAAUUCUAAGUGGAAUUUGUACGCAAGGAUGCAUCAAUUUGAGAAUUUCACACCAAAGUAUCCUCUCAAGAAGAGUCCAAGCUUGACUUCAUCAAUCAAAGACGAAGAGAUCAGCAUGUCUGAAGGCGCAGAAGAUUCUUGCUCAUCUGAACACACUGUUCAAUCAAUUACAUCAGUUCCUGUCGCUCCAGCACUUCCGCCAGAUCCUCCCCAGAGAGACACGAACAGACAAUUCACGUCUAUCGAUGAGGAAUUACUGGCGGAAUUCAGGAAAUCCAAUCAAUUGACUCAUGAGUUCAAUGAGAGCGUUUCGGCUCUCAUGAGGGAAUCCCUUGAGCUUUCCCGGGAGCACAACAGUCUUCUGCAGACAUAUCUGGACAAACUUCCCCAAUAAAGAGACAUUAUAG